UUCCUUCCUUCCACGUUUUGUGCCCGUCCAUGCUAUCGCUCUCUCUUUUUUUUCUCUGUUCUCGUUUCUAGCUUCUUGCCUACUUUUCAACACUAAGUAACCAAAUGGGAUCAUAAAGUUAGCACUCACAAAUACCAAUUUGUUCUUCUGCUUUUUGGCUGAUUGUUCUGUUCUUAAUGUUAAAAAAAUUUGAGUAAAAAUAUCAUUUUGAUGAUCAAUGAAAUGGGUGCUUCCUUGUUUGAACAAUUACCAACAAUUAUUAAUAUUUUUUAAUUAUUUGUUGAAUGCUGAUUUCCAUAAAGUUUUCAGUUUUUUGAUUGGAAACUGCUUGUCAAAAUGCUUCAAAUAGUUCAAUGUUUGCAAGCACUUGUGGUUUUGUUUCUGGGUUUCUUUCUUUGAAUCAAUACUUAUGUUUUUGGAGACUGGAUUGGAAGCUGAAUUUGUUUGAGUUGGUUCUUUGAUAGCUAAGGAGGAUAGUUUUUCAAUGAUAGAGGGCGCUCGAGUCAGGCUUAAUAGAUGGCAGCAGGCAGCUAUUGCUGUUGGUUCAGCAGUGGGUGCGUUGCUAGACCCACGAAGAGCAGAUCUUAUAGCAGCUUUAGGUGAGACCACUGGGAAGCCUGCUUUUGAAAGAGUUCUUGAGAGAAUGAAAAGGAGCCCAGAAGGCAGGGCUAUUCUAUCGGAGCAACCUCGAGUCAUUUCUGCAAAAGUAGGGCAUGCAUGGGACCUACCAGCAAACACAUUUGGUGCUGCCUAUGCAAAAUUCAUGGGGUCAAGGAACUUUUCCCCGGAUGAUCGACCACCAGUGCGGUUUAUGGAGACGGAUGAGCUAGCUUAUGUGGCUAUGCGAGCUCGUGAGGUGCAUGAUUUCUGGCACACCCUUUUUGAUCUUCCCACAAAUUUGCUUGGUGAGUCAGCUCUCAAGGUAAUAGAGUUUGAGCAAAUGUACCUUCCUAUGUGCCUGAUGUCUGUGAUAGGAGGUUCAGCAAGAUUCAAUGAGAAGCAAAGGAAGUUGUUCUUUCAGCACUACUUCCCUUGGGCCAUACGGGCUGGUAUGCAAAGCACUGAUCUUAUGUGUGUAUAUUAUGAACAGCACUUUCACGAGGAUUUGGAGGAUGUGAGGAGAAAAUGGGGGAUAAUCCCUGCUCCUGCUCCUCCUAAACAAACCUGAUCUCUAGCACAACAUACCUGUGUUGCCGUUUGGGUGGAGAAAUGCUGUUUCAAAAUUGAGAUUACUGUAGUAAACUUCUCAGUACAUUUUAUCGGCUAAAAUUUGUUUGAAUACAUUUUCGCAGUGAAACAUGCAACUCUGAAAAUAGCAAAAUACAUUUUCUAAGACAAAUUUAUAAUUCCA
This is a messenger RNA of Ziziphus jujuba (common jujube), 1351 nucleotides long. RefSeq names its product ubiquinone biosynthesis protein COQ4 homolog, mitochondrial. Lineage: Eukaryota; Viridiplantae; Streptophyta; Magnoliopsida; Rosales; Rhamnaceae. The transcript is spliced from 3 exons. The record is from RefSeq and is a predicted model, not a curated record. Gene Ontology annotation, biological process: ubiquinone biosynthetic process. The coding region runs from base 485 to 1168 and encodes 227 amino acids. Gene Ontology annotation, cellular component: mitochondrial inner membrane.